AUGGGUUUUAUGAUUAAAAUUAUUCAUCCCGAUUGUGUUCCAGUACAAAGAAAUGGAUUCGAUUGUGGCAUUUUUAUGAUUAAAUUCAUGGAGGAUUAUGAGAAUGCAUCCAAAGCAGGGGACAAGUAUCAUUCUGUGAACGAGCGUUUGCGCAUAGCUCUCACCUUGUUGAAGCAUCCGGACAACCAAGCACGCAACAAUAUUGCUGAAGCUAGACAAAGGUCACUUCAAAAAGUUAUAUGCAAGAAACGUGGAUCAAACACAAUGAAGACAGAUCAAGACUGCACAACACGCAGCGAUACCGAUGAAGGUUCGCAAAGGUCUCCAAAGAAAAUGAAGGCAAUCCAAGAAAUAGAUGCAACCAACAUGAACAAGAAAAUGGGUCCUGGUCGGCCUCGUGGCUCAAAGAAUAAACCUAAGAAAUAACCAAUAGCGCACACCAAGUUACAACUAGUUACAUUUUAUCAGACUCUUUUGCAAGUUACAUUUGAUUGUUAG
Messenger RNA from Rosa rugosa (rugosa rose), 498 nucleotides. RefSeq lists its product as uncharacterized. Gene Ontology annotation, biological process: proteolysis. The record is from RefSeq and is a predicted model, not a curated record. Gene Ontology annotation, molecular function: cysteine-type peptidase activity. The coding region runs from base 1 to 426 and encodes 141 amino acids. NCBI's taxonomy places the organism in Eukaryota, Viridiplantae, Streptophyta, Magnoliopsida, Rosales, Rosaceae. The transcript is spliced from 2 exons.